AUGAUGACAGAUGGGAAACCACCAGCUACCGUGGACAUCGAGAAAGCUGUCUCUACGGAAAAACAACCAGCACGCACGCACGAUGCGGACGAGGCGUUGAACGCCUUUGAGGAGCUGCAGGGGGAGGCUAUUGAGCUUGAUGCGGGAACAAACAAACGGUUAUUGAAGAUAAUCGACUGGCAUUUGAUGCCAAUUAUGUGUUUUGUAUAUGGGAUGAAUUAUCUUGAUAAAACCACACUAUCCUACGCAAGUGUUAUGGGCAUCAAAGAUGACCUGAAUCUGGUUGGCGAUCAAUACCAAUGGCUGGGGAGUUUGUUCUAUUUCGGCUACCUCGCAUGGGAAUACCCAACAAACGUCCUCCUCCAGCGUCUACCCCUGGGUAAAUACUCAGCGUCCUGCAUCCUAAUCUGGGGCGCGAUUCUCUGCUGCUUUGCUGCCGUAGAGAACUACCCCGGCGCCAUCGCAAUCCGUUUCUUCCUCGGUGUCUUCGAAGCAGCCGUAACCCCCGGUUUUGCCCUCCUCACCUCGCAAUGGUACACCAAAGAUGAACAAGCCAGCCGUGUCAAUAUCUGGUUCAGCUUCAAUGGUUGGGGUCAGAUUCUGGGUGGCUUUGUGGCCUAUGGUAUUGCUGUCGGCACACAGCGUCACGGCUCAACUAUCGAGUCUUGGAAAAUCGUCUUCCUGUGCACGGGCUUGUUGACUGUCACGCUGGGACUUAUCUUUCUCUGGAUCGUACCGGAUAGCCAGUUGAAUGCGCGGUGGUUGAAGAAAGAAGAUCGGGUGCUGGCCGUUGCGAGAGUCAGGGUUAAUCAGCAGGGCAUUGGAAACAAGCACUUCAAGUUCUAUCAGGUAAAAGAAGCGUUGAUGGACCCGAUGACAUGGGCGUUCUUCUUUGUUGCGCUUAUUGCUGAUAUCCCGAAUGGGGGUAUCACCAACUUCUUCAACCAAUUGAUCACAAGCUUCGGCUACAGCGAAGAACAAUCCCUCCUCUACGGUGUUCCCGGCGGCGCCGUCGAAGUCAUCGCCCUCAUCGCCAGCGGCUAUACAAGCCACAUCACCCAACAACGCAUCCUGUGCAGCACAGGUGGCCUGAUCUGCGCAAUCGUGGGUAUGGUGCUUAUCGUGGCGCUGCCACUGGAAAACGACGUGGGACGAUUGAUCGGGUAUUACAUGACGCAGGCGAGUCCAACGCCAUUUGUGGCGCUGUUGUCGUUGGUGUCGAGUAAUAUGGCCGGGUAUACGAAGAAGACGACCGUGGCGGCGCUUUACUUGAUUGGGUACUGUGCAGGGAAUAUCAUUGGACCGCAAGUCUUCCGGCCAAAGGACGCACCGCGCUAUGUUCCAGCUGAGAUUACGAUUAUCGUUUGCUGGGGAGUAUGCCUGCUGAUUCUGGCUUUCAUCUGGUGGUGGUAUAAGAAGGAGAACAAUAAAAAGGCGGGGAUUAGGGCGAGGGAGGAUUAUGUGCGGUUGGAGAAUCAGGAGUGGUUGGACUUGACGGAUUGGGAGAACAGUGAGUUUGUAUAUUCGUUGUAG
Messenger RNA from Aspergillus chevalieri, 1533 nucleotides. RefSeq names its product allantoate permease family MFS transporter. Gene Ontology annotation, molecular function: allantoate transmembrane transporter activity; dipeptide transmembrane transporter activity. The record is from RefSeq and is a predicted model, not a curated record. NCBI's taxonomy places the organism in Eukaryota, Fungi, Ascomycota, Eurotiomycetes, Eurotiales, Aspergillaceae. Gene Ontology annotation, cellular component: plasma membrane. The transcript has 7 exons. Gene Ontology annotation, biological process: allantoate transport; transmembrane transport; dipeptide transport. The coding region runs from base 1 to 1533 and encodes 510 amino acids.